Messenger RNA from Cheilinus undulatus (humphead wrasse), 3069 nucleotides. RefSeq names its product ankyrin repeat and sterile alpha motif domain containing 3 (gene anks3). Bases 97 to 2028 code for a protein of 643 amino acids. NCBI's taxonomy places the organism in Eukaryota, Metazoa, Chordata, Actinopteri, Labriformes, Labridae. The transcript has 16 exons. Gene Ontology annotation, molecular function: protein binding. The record is from RefSeq and is a predicted model, not a curated record. Gene Ontology annotation, cellular component: cilium.
AUUGAGGGUAACACACAAAACAAAACUUUCAGCCGCAGUGAAAACAAACCGUACGCUGUUCAUUCUGUGUGGAGGGCAGAAGUAAAGAGGUGAAUCAUGUCAGAGCUCAGUGAUGAAGCCAGUGAAUCGGAGCAGCUGGGUGCCAGUCUCUCCCUGUGGCUGGGUGACUCCCUGGUGAGACCUGAGGAGCUGGAUGUCCCUCUGGACCUGCAUACGGCCUGCUCCAUCGGACAGUACGACGUGGUGGCAGAGUGCAUUAAAAAGCGUGAGGUGGACCUGAAUGGCAAAAACAAAGGAGGCUGGACCCCGCUGAUGUACGCCUCUUACAUUGGACAUGACAACAUUGCAAAUCUGCUGCUGGAGGCUGGUGUGAAUGUAAAUGCCACCACUGCCAAAGGGUUAACCCCCCUGAUGCUGGCAGCAAGCUGUGGGAAUGAAAGCAUCGCUUACUUUCUGCUUCAGCAAGGUGCAGAGUUGGAGCUGAAGGACUCUCGAGGUUGGACCGCUCUGUUCCACUGCACAAGCACAGGGCACCAGCAGAUGGUCAAGUUUCUGCUGGAUAACAACGCUAACGCUAAUGUAAAGGAGCCAGGGUCUGGUUUCACUCCUCUGAUGGAGGCUGCUGCUUCUGGACAUGAAAUCAUUGUUCAGUAUCUGCUUGAUCAUAAAGUUAAAGUGGACGACCGCAAUGCCAAAGGAGAGACUGCCCGAGCUCUUGCUAUGCUGUACGGUUACACUAAGAUCGUCAGCCUCAUCGACCUACGUACUCCAAGAAUUAAACCAGCACAUUUUGAAGACCUGAGCUCCUCUGAGGACUCAGACAGCGCACCCCCAAGGAUUCGAAAUCGCAACAGAGCUAAAGGCAUCAGCAUCCAUGACGGGCCCCAGGCUAUCGCCAAGUUCCGAGUUGGAGGCUCCAGCAAACUGUGUGAGCCUCCUACAGUUCCUCCGGGCUAUAUAACAUUUCGUGGUAUUGGUGAACAAAGCGACGGCAUCUGCUACCGCGAUGUGACCUCACCCAUCAAUGAGCUGGACGGCCAGAGCAACAGCAGCAGAGAUGACAGUCCGUUCUUCGACAAUGACAUGCCUACCAUGAGGAGCAGCAGCAGCAGCAGUGAAGGUCAAGUGAUCAGCCUCAACUGGGAAGGCUCGGUGGAGAGUAAUGAGGACUCUGAUCAGUGCAAAAAGAGCAGCUCUCGCAGAGUAAACAAGGGUCAUCACUCUAAAGGCAAAGGACGCCACAUAAGCAAUGAUGCAGCUCACUCUAGUGGUGCAGGGAACUGUGGGAUGCUGUCAACUGUUGGUCCUCCUCCCUCUUACACUGGUCCAAAGGAUUUGGCAGAGUUCCUGGAGCAAAUUGGCUUCUCUAAGUAUCUCCCCUUACUUGAGGAGCAAGACAUUGACCUGCGGAUUUUUCUCACCCUCACUGAAAACGAUCUCAAGGAAAUUGGAAUCACAUUGUUUGGACCAAAGCGUAAGAUGACCUCCGCCAUUGCAAGGUGGCACAGCAGUGCUCGCCCACCCAGCGAUGCUCUGGAGCAGUCAUACGCCGACCAGCUGGAGGCCGAGAUGCAGGAGAUGGCCAUUCAACUACACAAGCGCUGUGAGGAGGCAGAGAGUCUGCAGAGCCAGGUGUCCCAGGAGAGGGAGCUGCGUACAGUGAUGGAGGGAUGUCUGAUGGAGGACAAAAUGGCAUGGAGGAGGGUGCACACCGAGCUGGUGGAGAACCACCGGCUGGCCCAGGACAUGAGUGCCACACUGGCUGAGUCCAGGGUCUGCUGCGCAAAACUGCUCUCAUGUUUCACCUCUGAUGGGAACAGCAGCUCUCAUACCGGCGUGGAUGAUAAAACGAAAGAUGACACUGGUGUUAAAGCUGGGGAUGGUCUGACACGCACAAGUGUAGCAGAGCUGAUAAAGAAGCUGGAUUUCUAUGAAGAAGAACUGGCGGGGAAACUGCAGACAGUGCUGCAGAGUCUGAGGCGACUGAGUGCCCCUGAAAAAGUCUCAGACAGCUGGGAGCGGCCUUAACCUUCACAGAGGCUUUUGCCAGCAUUUGACGGAGGGUGAUCUAACCACCCUGAACAAUCUCACCGAGAAAGGCCAAAGACGAGGCCGGCCCUGCAGAGCCGGAGCAGCUCAGGGAGCAAGUAGUCAGGCGGUGAAAUGCACAGAGAAGAAGGAGUGAGUGAUCCUGGUUUAAAGGAUGUUCUACUGUGAAAGUUGCACUCUUCUUUGAUGAAAUGUGGUUUAAAGUGUGUUCAGACCAACAGCAGAGGAGGUGAAAAGUAGUUCAAGGAUGUUCUGCAUAGCUGUACUUUCUAUGAAUGAAAUCACUGUAUGCUGUUUUUAUGAGUUAGGAAAAAAUGUCCUGCUGAAUGUAUUUAGCAUGAGAGAAAUGUGUGAAAGCAAACAUUUUUACAGCAGUUAUUUCAUACCAGGGACAGUCUUUUCAAUCCAUUGUGCUGAAAUUAUUACAGAGAUUUGCAUUUGUGUUUGCAGAGUUAAUGAAAUGUAUAAAAUCCAGUACUGUUAUUUUAUAUCUGCUAGCUUCAUAAAUUAGAAAAAGAAACAUUGCAUUUCAGUUGUCAUUCAGAGGAUUUACUUUCCAGCUUUGUACAUUUGAUCCAUCAUCCUGAAAUCCUCCCAAAUCUUUCAAACCCAAAAGAGAAAUGGACUGUUUGCUUAUGAAUUAAACUCCUUUAAAUUAGAGGCAGAAACUUAUAAUACUGUUUCAGUUUUCUACUCCUUUUUGUACUGAAAAUGCUCUGCAAACAUGCUUUGUUUUAAAUAUGAAUGUAUCCCAAGCUCUAAAAGCAGCACAAAGAAAGAAUGUUUGCUCUGACUAAUUUAAUCACAGCAUAAAAAAAAUCAAAUUUACAGUACUGUACAGAAGUUUUAGGCAUGUUUAGGCCAAAAUUUGAGGCUUAAGUAAGGCUUGUAAUGGCGAAUACGCCCACCUGAGGGCCCCAUCGGGCGGGAAGGAGGAUUGACACAACCCAGGUCAUGCUCUGGAUGUCUUUGUACAUUACCAAGGGCAUGGGAAAAUAAUCAAAUGAAAACAAAACAAAA